Messenger RNA from Penicillium paradoxum, 921 nucleotides. RefSeq names its product putative ribosomal small subunit assembly protein. Lineage: Eukaryota; Fungi; Ascomycota; Eurotiomycetes; Eurotiales; Aspergillaceae. The record is from RefSeq and is a predicted model, not a curated record. The coding region runs from base 1 to 921 and encodes 306 amino acids. The transcript has 2 exons. Gene Ontology annotation, biological process: ribosomal small subunit assembly; rRNA processing. Gene Ontology annotation, molecular function: nucleic acid binding. Gene Ontology annotation, cellular component: CURI complex; UTP-C complex.
AUGAAGGUCAAAUCCGUGGAGGUAGAAGGGUACACCACCCUGCCCAUACAGCUCCCCACAACCCCCCUAUUCCCCGAACCCGCCACACACUACCUCUACAUCCGACCACACGAGCCCCGAAUUCCAGACCCAGAUUCCACCCGCUCCCUCUUCAUCGUCAACGUCCCCAUCGACACAACAGAAGCCCACCUCCGCCACCUUUUCGGCACACAACUCGCCGCAGGCCGCGUGGAAAGAGUCCAAUUCGAAGAUGUUUUCACCAAAAAGCGCGCCGUCACAACCACAGAAUCCAACACCCAGUCCAAAAAGAAGCGCAAGCGCGUGACAGCCGAUGACUUCGAGCGCCACCUAGACGAUAUCACCUUCCCAUCCACCUGGGACCGCAAACUGCAAAAGAGCGGCGCACACGCCGUUGUCAUUUUCGCCGACAAGCCUAGCAUGGAAAGCAGCCUAAAAGCCGCCACGAAGGCCGCCAAGCGCGGGACGACCAUCGUCUGGGGCGAGAACUUGCCAACUGACCGCAUCCCCGUGCUGGGGCUGAACCGGUACGUGGCGCACGAGCGACUGCAGUAUCCGGACCGGGGCACGUUGCUGCGGGCGGUGAACGAGUUCAUGACGACGUUCACGCAGGUGGCUGAGACGCGCAAGCGCGAGGACCACAAGCGCUUGGCUGUGCCGGACGAGGAUGGAUUCGUUACUGUUUCGCAUGGACCGAAGUUGAAUUCUGUUGCGCGUGAGGAUGAGAUGCGGGAACUUGUUGAGAAGCAGAAGAAGAAGGCUGAGGGAUUGGAGGACUUCUACCGAUUCCAGUCUCGGGAGAAGAGGAAGGAGAGACAGAACCAGCUUAUCAGGAGCUUUGAUGAGGAUAAGAAGAGGUUGGCGGAGAUUAAGGCGCGGAAGGGCAAGAUUAGGCCCGAGUGA